ACAGAUCCAGUGCUUUUCACUGGCCGUCGCGGGCGAUCGUCGGCCGUCGCAUGGAGCUACAGCUCCGUGUACCUCCGGAGAGAUGGUGCAUCACCCUGUCAGACUUCUAUCAGUUCGUGAGUGUUGUGCGGACGCUUUGGAAGCACGGCAGGGUGCCAGAGGAUCCGGCCCGGCCCAACCCCUUCCACAGUGAUCCGACGCAUGGGCCGGAUCUCUACCAGGUGAACGUCUACUACGUGAAGCCAGUGACCCGCGACGCGGGCGGCAUGAGCUACGCCCUCAUAAAGCACCCGGAGGGUCUGCCCUGCCAGGUCUUCAUCUCGCAUGCCUGGGCGGAAGGUUUGUUCGAGCUGGCGGCCCUCGUUUCGCAGGGCUGGCCGCGGGGUCGCCACCUUCACAACCUGUACUUGUGCCUUCUCGCCAAUCCACAGAACGAUGUGGGCCACUGGCUGGACAACUUGAUGCCACUGGAGACGCCUUUUGCCAAGGCUUUGCAGCUGGCUUCCCACGUGUUAGUGAUUCCCAACAAGAGCAUCAGCAUCUACACGCGGCUCUGGUGCGUCUACGAGGCAUAUCUAGGAGCCCAGUGUGGCAAAAUCUGCAUCAUGCCCACCAAGCCCCCAGCCUGGUUGCGCUUGAAGUAUGCGGUGCAGAUCGUGUAUCUCCCAUGUUUGGUGGGUUCAGUGCUAGGGGGCCUAUGGCAGCUCUUCCCGGACGAAACCUCCGACCGGGAGCAGCACGUGGACCUUACGAUGUUUCUGGUGGUGGUGCUGACCGGCCUGGGCUUUGCCAUGCUGGGUUUGGCAAUGUGCCUUUGCAGCAAGGAUUGUCGCCACCGGCUCCGCUCCAGGCUGCGGCUUCUGCACAGCCUUCUGGUCCUCACCAUUGCUUUGGUGACCAUUCCCUGGUUCUGCCUCCCUCCGAUGGGUUCGUCCUCAUGGGACCAUUUUCUGCACUACUUUAUCCCGUUCGCCCUCCUGAUCAUGAACGCCUGCCGCGCUCUACAGUUGAACGAGUGCGUGCUCGAGAACUUGGAGCUGUCGCAGCAUGCCAACUACCUGAGGUUUCAGACCUUAGACGACGCCUCCUGCUCGAACCCUGUGGACGAGGAGCGGAUCCGGCAGUCGAUUCUGGGCCAUGAGGCAGACGUGGACACUGCCAUCCGUGUCCUUAUGAAGGCCGGUGCCUACACAGAAGACUUACGACUUGCCCAUGAGGCUGGAUACGACAUCACUGGCAAGGGCAACACAGACAUCAUUGCCAAGAUGGAGAUGGCAGCGCUUCUUUGGUUCGUGUCCGCGAUUGACACGUUUGCGGCCAUUGAUGCCUGCGACCGGGGGCCCUGGAUGCCGGCGCUGUUCUUUGCAGCAGCGAUUUCUGUACUGACCACCAUCGGCUUGCCGUUGCUGGUGUGGUACUUGAUGCGGCGGGGCCAGCACAAGGCCGUCUUCGCGGUGAACGUAUGCACCACCUCAGCGGCCUUGGGCUUGGGUAUACCUUUGCUGCUUCAGAUCUCCAACCACUUGCUGCACGCCAUGUGCUUUUUGGAGAGGCCGCGGAUGAACAGACCGUGCCCAUCCCUGUUCUCGAUGCUCAUGCUGGCGGUGCUGCGGCCGUGCCUCGCCUUCGGCGCUUUGAUCUGUGCCUUCUGCGGCCCAGAGCCUGUGGAGCGCCUGCAGAGCCACGUGCGGACCAUGAGCAACCUCGGCAGCUUCACGGGUCGGAUGGGAACUGGCGGGCUCUCCUGCACUUCCUUCACCUCUACCUCUUGCUCCUCUUUGGCCUCGGACUCCAGCGACGAGGAAGGCCAUGACGAGGAAGGUAGAAGUGAGCCUUCAGGAAGUGAUCGAGACUUACGUAGUCAAAAGUCCGAUUUCUAUGGAUCAGUGCAAGAAGAGUCACUGUAAUUCGUGAGCACAGGCACAGCCCUGUUUUGCCACGCCCCGUUGGAUGUUCUGGUUGACCCAAAAUGCCGGCA
This is a messenger RNA of Effrenium voratum, 1978 nucleotides long. NCBI's taxonomy places the organism in Eukaryota, Dinophyceae, Suessiales, Symbiodiniaceae. The record is from the annotation of a GenBank genome assembly.